This is a messenger RNA of Kwoniella shivajii, 1989 nucleotides long. RefSeq lists its product as uncharacterized. Lineage: Eukaryota; Fungi; Basidiomycota; Tremellomycetes; Tremellales; Cryptococcaceae. The transcript is spliced from 9 exons. Gene Ontology annotation, cellular component: GPI-anchor transamidase complex. Gene Ontology annotation, biological process: attachment of GPI anchor to protein. The record is from RefSeq and is a predicted model, not a curated record. Bases 1 to 1989 code for a protein of 662 amino acids.
AUGUCCAUAACGGAUCCAAAUCGACCUUCCUACUCUAAUCUUGAAAGAGAAAAGCCGACACCUGCAGAAGUAACGUUACAAAUCAAUCCAUCUACAAAACGUAGAUUAUUGAUCACACUUUCGUUCCCACUUUUAUUCUUAUUGGCAAUACCAUUUUGGUGGUAUGUAACGUCGAUAGAAAGGCUACCGUUGCCUGUAUCUCGCAUAGAUACAUUAUCGAACAUUACUAUACCCGAAGUGAGGGGUAAGAUUCUAGUCACGGCUGAUUCAGAUGCUUUUCCUACUCCACCACCUGGAAGAGCAGUCUUCGAAACUAAAGUGAUAUUGGAAGCUUUGGGUAGAGAAGUUGUUAAAGGAGUAGACGGGAUAUAUGAAAGAAGUAGACCGCAGAAGAAAAGGAAUUGGGAUCUGAUAUACGACGACAAUAAAGAAAAUCCAACUCCUUUCAAAGUCCAUUUAAGAAGAUUCGAACAUGCAAAUACUUCAUUUCCAUUGGAGCCAUAUGUUCAACCUUUUGAAAAAGGUUUAAUGACCAGUGGGAUAACAGAAGGUACCUUGGUGAUCCCUGUACAUCCGAAGCAGAUUUCUGAUAGGUUUCUCAAACAACAUUAUAAGAUCGCUUUGAUCAAUUCACUUUUAUCACUGUAUCCCGCUCAACCACCUAUGAUACCAUUGCGGUCACUGAAGUAUUCGCCUAAUAUAACGUUAAGCUUUGUAUUGCUCAAUGAGGAUUCGAGUCAAGGAAGUUAUGCUAGAAGCUGGAGUAUCGAAAGUGCCAUUCAAGACCAUUUUAUACCUCAACUCGAGCCAUUGAAGGACAUAUUCAACUUUACGAUCGAAUCGCAAAUCUUGUAUCACGCGCCUUUGACCUUUUCACCUACAUUAGGCGAACCCUCUUCAGAAAAGUGUGACAGCGCUCGGAUCGAUGCAGCACUAGAAGGCGCUAAAAGAGGGGACGAGAUGGAUGAGGCAAUAGCUAUAGACUUGAUACAAGAAUCUAGACAACAGGCUUGGUGGGUUGGUGAAGAAGAUAUGAAAGUUUUCGUUAAUUCUGAAAGAUGGUCUUUGGAUUCCGGAAGCACCAAUAACCCAGUUUUAAGAUUCCUGUUGUAUAUACCGAAAGAGGCGCAUAGACCAAUGAAAUUGGCUACAGAAGAUUCAGCACAAUCUUUCUUACUCCCUCAAUUCGGUUCAGUUCACAUACUUAAUCCCCCCUCCUUAUCCUUGACUCAAACUUCAACAUAUCACCUCUCAUCUUCAACAUUGAAAGGAUCAUUCCAUCUAUUCACGCAGCACUUGUAUUCUUUACUUGCUCUACCUGUAUUGUACGAUCCAGGUAAAAUACAUCAUCCACCUUCUCCUUCACCGCUCUUACCUCCUUCAGACAUGUGGCAAGGCAUAACCCCUUGGCAAGUAAACCAGGUCCUCCUGAGUAGAGGUAAGGAGAAUUCAGAGGAAGCAAUAAAAACUUUAAUUGGAAUAAAGAGACUAGUAAGAAAAAUCAAGGAAAUGAAAAUUGGUAAAGGUGUUAGAGAUAAAGUGCUAGGUAGUGUAGAAAGGUUAGAACAGAUGUCCGAAAACCGAUCUGCCUUGGAGAACUUCAUAUCAUCAAGAGAUGCAGUUACAUUGGCUAAUGAAGCUUUCUUUGAUCCGUCAAUGAUGGGUUUGCUGUAUUUCCCCGAUGAGCACAAAUUCGCUGUAUACACUCCGCUUUUUGCACCUGUGGCUGUCCCUUUGUUACUUGGACUACUGAAGGAGCUACUAUCGUGGCGCAAGAGGAAAAGGGCCGCUGCAGGACCUGCACCGGUGCUAACCGCAACCGCAACCGUAGUAGAAGAGUCACAAGAACAAGGGAUGGUCGUUCAGGAGCUGGUGAAUGAUCAGUCCUUAAUCAGUGAGAUCGAGCAGAGGGACGAUAGCCAAACUUCAGUAGCGACGGGAGAGGAAGUGUUGGGAGCAAGAGAACUGAGAUCAAGAAUAAAGAAAUGA